This is a messenger RNA of Vanessa atalanta (red admiral), 5632 nucleotides long. RefSeq names its product dipeptidyl peptidase 9. Gene Ontology annotation, molecular function: serine-type peptidase activity; dipeptidyl-peptidase activity. The transcript has 19 exons. The coding region runs from base 213 to 2990 and encodes 925 amino acids. Gene Ontology annotation, biological process: proteolysis. The record is from RefSeq and is a predicted model, not a curated record. Lineage: Eukaryota; Metazoa; Arthropoda; Insecta; Lepidoptera; Nymphalidae.
AAGAAAAGUCAAAAAUCAGUGUGUUGGCUCGAUUUAGACAAAUAUUCAUAAUUAUCACGUAAUUACAAAUUAUAAUGAGACCGAAAUUAUACAUUUAACCAUGAAAUUAGUUAAAAUAUAUUAAUCAAGUAUACACGAAUGUAUUGAAUGAUUCAUAGUUCAAUGUUGAGGGUCGUCAUGACAAGGGCUUUUCGUUAAAUAGAUUUUUUUGUAUGGAAACUGUGAAUAUGGAGUUAAGGGAAGCCGGAGAUGGAGCUGCGGCUGUGGAUUGUGAAGAUACUCCGAAGAAAUACAGUUGGGCGGAGGUACGGCAAGCAGUUCACGACUUAAGAAAAGAGCUAUCCUCUUUGUCCACGAUGGUACCCAUGGCAAUAUCAUUCAGGAAACUUGGUAAUGGGAAAACGAGAAUAUAUUUCUUGAGGACCCCGCAGAACGGAUGGGAGAUCACGCUCCUGUACACCGACAUCAGCCCCACCCAACAGACCAGUAAUGCAAGGUUAGAUUGGAAACCAUUGAUAGAAUCAAACAUAGCGCUCGGUGUAUCAUCGGGGAAGUGGUCAAGGGAGGAACAGCUGCUAUGGGAGCGUCAGAGGGUGGCCGGGUGGGGCAUAGCGUCCUACGAACUGCAUCCGAAGACCGGCAGGGUGCUGUUUCCAUGUGCCUCGUCCCUGUUUGUAGCUGAGGAAGGGCCUAAUCAGUCACCGCCUCUUGUACCCCGUUCCCUCAGUACCGGUUGGGGGGCGCCUCUAACACCCGCGAUGUGCCCCUCGAUGCCGUCGCUUGUGGCUCACGCUGCGAGAGGAGAUAUAUGGCUCGCGGGUGAUAAUCUAAAACGGCCGGCUCGACUGACAUACGCUUGCAAAGGGAGGGAUGAGCGUUUAGCAGAUGAUCCUCGCCAAGCCGGAGUACCGUGUUACGUCACACAGGAAGAAUUCUCACGGUAUACGGGCAUCUGGUGGCAACCGAAGCGAGAUGAUGAUGUGUUCCGGAUAGUGUACGAGGAAGUGGAUGAGAGCGAUGUGAAGAUAUUCAGCUUUCCGUCCUCGCAGAGCUCCAGCGGUGAGGUCGAGGAGUUCAGAUUUCCUCGCGCCGGCACACCGAAUGCGAAAUCAAUCUUGAAGAUGGUUACAUUCAGACUGCAGAAGGCGACCCCCACCACUGUACUGGACUAUUACCAGGAAGGGCACUCCGACCACACACCACAAGCUUCAGACUCGAACGAUUCAAUGGAAGUGACUGACAUCAGAUGGUACCAGCUCAGACAGUCCCUCAAAGAGACAUUUCCCUGGUUCGAGUACUUAGCGAGGGUCGGCUGGACACCUUGUGGUACAUACGUGUGGGUGCAGCUGCUGGACCGCAAGCAGCAGCGCCUGGAGCUGGCGCUGGUGCCGGUGAGUGAGUUCAGCGCCCGGGGCGCGUACGAGUCGGCGCCGCCCGGCGCGCAGCCCGCCGACUGCGGGGACGCCGCGCACGCGCACGCGCACUGCGCCGAGCAGCAAAUCCAAGUCCUGAUAUCCGAGUCGGCGCCGGACGCGUGGGUCAACGUGCACGACAUCCUGCACUUCCUGCCGGCCGCGCCGGGGACCAUGCGGUUCAUCUGGGCGUCCGAGGAGACGGGCCACUUGCACCUCUACCUCGUCACGUGUGCGGUGCCGGCCAAGAGAGCUACCUCUGUAAUAGAUAUGAUAACGGAAGACGAAUCGAACGCUCUCGGUCCGAGCGUGAUCAGCAAGCAGGCCAUCACGAGCGGGGAGUGGGAGGUGAUGGGGAGGAAAAUAUGGGUGGACGAGUCUCGGGGAUUGGUGUACUUUGUCGGGCUCCGGGAGACGCCGCUGGAGCGUCACUUGUACGUGACUUCCUACGAUCCGCCCGCACCGCAGAGCGUCACGCUUCUCACCACCGUGGGACACUCGCAUACCGUUGACAUGGAUGAGGAGUGCUCCACGGCCGUGAUCACGUCUUCAAACAUCAGCAGCGCGCCCAGCACGCGCGUGCUGCGCGUGGAGCACGGCGCGGGGGGCGUGGGCGGCGCGGCGGGCGCGGGGGGCGCGGGCGGCGCGUGCGUGGCGCUGCGGGCGUGCGGCGCGCUGGCCGAGCGCGCGCACGGGCCGGAAACGUCAGACACUCGAUCGUUCAACGGCUCGUGGGACAGUCGGUCGGGCGACGGCGACGACGAGAACGACGUGUCGAUACUCGUUAAAGAGCGCCUGCUGUCGGCCGCGCCGGCGCCGCAGAUCCUGAGCGCGCGGCUGUCGUGCGGCCUGCGGGCCUACUGCACGCUGUGGCGCGCGCGGGGCGCCGGCCGCCGCCCCACCGUGCUGCACGUGUACGGCGGGCCCGAGGUGCAGACCGUCACCAACAGCUACCGGGGUAUCCGUCAGCUCCGCAUGCACAUGCUGGCGGCGCGUGGGUUCAACGUGGUGGCCGUGGACUCGCGGGGGUCCAAGCACAGGGGCCGCGCGUGGGAGGCGGCGAUACGGGGGAAAAUGGGGCAGGUUGAACUGGAUGAUCAGGUUGAAGUAUUACAGUGGCUGGCGAAGGAAACCGGAUGUAUCGAUAUGGAUAGGGUCGCGAUACACGGCUGGAGUUACGGCGGGUACCUGGCGCUGCUGGGGCUGGCGACGCGGCCCAACGUGUUCAAGGUGUGCGUGGCGGGCGCUCCCGUGACGUGCUGGCGGCUGUACGACACGGCCUACACGGAGCGCUACAUGGGGCUGCCGGCCUGGGCGCCGCACGCCUACUCGCGCGCCAGCGUGCUCGCCCACGCGCCCUUCUUCCCCGACAAAGAAGGCAGACUACUCAUAAUCCACGGUCUAGCGGACGAGAACGUACACUUCUGCCACACGGCAGCGCUGCUCUCCGAGCUGAUACGUCUCGGGAAACCACAUCGAGUUCAGGUAUAUCCCGGUGAACGACACUCCCUGAGAGCGAUGCACGCCUCCAAACACUACGAAGCGACUCUACUCCACUUCCUACACGAAAACCUCUAAAUCGCCUCGGCCGUUGGUAGCUCGACCGGUGACGCUACCACACCACACAGUCUACAGUUAAGCUACCAGUUGCCAAGUAUAAAUAACUGAUUGAACAGUAUUAUGCGGUAAAGAGUCAAUGAUAAACUUAAAAGUAUUUUAUUUUUCAUAAUUUUAUAAGUAUUAAUGGAUUUUUAUUUCUGAAAAAAAAGUGAAAAUUACAAUUUUUGUAACAGUGCAAUAGGCAAAAAUAAAUGAUCUUGGCAAAAGCAACAAAAUAAGUCCCUGAAACUUUCCCGAUAACCAGAUUCGUUCAGAUGUAAACCGGUUUCAUCCGGCAGGAAGCAGUUCAAACUAGAUAAAAUAUAACGAUGAAAUUUUGAUAUUUGUUUCGUUUUAAGUUUAUAAUUUGUAUAAAUUUAUUUGAAAUUGAUUUUUUUUUACACGAAUAAAACUAUUUACUUUUUUUUUAUUUAAUCAAUAUUUUAUAUUUUUUUAAUAUUAUGGACCUUUCACAAUACACAGCAUCGAGCGGUUUCUCGUUAAUCUGUCUGAACUCUAAAUGAAGGUUUGUACUUAAAAUAUGUGUUAUUAAAAUUCCCAGUGAUAAAGUUAUUUUCAAAUGAAUUUAUACAAUGUAUCAUUUAAUAAUACAAUUCACAGUCUAAUCAACAAAACUGAACUUCUAAUCUCAUUACUGUCAUGGUUUAUACCGUGAUGAGUAGUUCAUACCAACCUGGAUGGGCUUGCACAGAGCCGUACUAUAAAAUAAAUGUCACAAAUUGCUCUCCAACUAUAGUCAAAUAUACUUAUAGCCGAUUCCAAUCGAAGUAGGAAUAAAGAUAAACAAACCUUAAAUUUACUUAUUACAAAAUCAAAAUAGACUUUAUUCACGUAGGCUUUCACGAGCACUUUUGAAUUGUCAUUUAAUAAACUAUAUUAAGUGGAUAUAAUUAUAUAUUAUAAUAUUACACUUUACUUAUUUCCACUUUAAUUUGAGUUCCAAAAUAACGAUAACAGUUACGUCGACGUUCGAAACGCGUUUUCGCAAAUCCAUAGUGAAUGUCAUAGAUUAAUCGAGCUCUCGACCAAUGAUAUCGCGUCAAUUUGCUGUCGAAUGUUUUUUUAUUUGGCUUUUCGCUUAUAGUUGGAAUAGAGUAUAGUUUUCAAUGUGGUCUCAAUAAGAUCUCAAGAUAUUUAGUAUUUUUAAAGGGAAUUUUAAUUUACAUUUUGUUUUUAAUUAACAAGAAAACGAUUUUCACGCUUAGAACGACAAACGCAAUUAUUUGUAUAAUAAUAUUAUAUACUAAAACCUUUUCCAAAACGCGGUGCAUCUUUUGGUAUAAGUUUUAUGAAUAUUGGCUUAGCAGUUUAUCAGUUAGGUAUUAUACGAAAUAAAUAUUUUCUCAAUAUUAAAGAUUUGAAUGGUAUUUGUACAAACAUCCUUUGAUUUCAUAAUGUUUUUACGUUAAUAAUUGCCAGUACAAUAAAUACAUACAAAUUUGUUACUAGCAAUAUUUAAUACCGUUUCUGUAACGCGUGUUUUAUUUAAGAAGAGAUUUACAAAUGGCGGGACGUAAGGUCUGCAAAAACGUUCAAAAAUUUUAAUAUUUUUUUUUGUUAUUAAAAUUUACUUUUUAAUAAUUGAUAAAUAAUAUUAAUAUACCUAUUUGUUUUGAUUGUUAAUUAAAUUUAUUUAAAUAAAUAACAAUUUUCAAUAAUAAAAUUAUGAAUUUCGUUUUUUUCUAACCAUAUCGAGUUGCCAUUUAUAAAUCUUCUUUAUUGACACAGAUUAUAUAUUUCUAGAUCUGUUCGUUCAUGUGUAUAAGUCAAAUUUUUUUUUUUUGUUUUGCGGCCUUUUUUCUUACCUUAGUCACAACGCGCGUUAAGACAUCUCGUAAUGGUCACUAUUUGUUUCUCUUCGUGAGCGAACAGAUCUAUAAUGAUAUAAACUGUGCCUAAGUAAUUAAGUUAAAAGUGAAAUUUAUUUGAUUGUAACUACAGAGAUCAUGAUGCAGUUUGUAAGAAGAUAUUGCUUUGAAGAAAUACUUGCAGUGAAAUUUGAUCCAAAUCAUCACAUAAAUAAGGUUUAUAAUCGUAUAUAUGAAAUGAAUAUACUGAUAAGUCCCUAAGUGUUUCUUUUGUAAUGUAAUUGUGCACUUUAUUAAUAAGACUACACGGAUCAAAUUCGUUUGAAAAUUAUUUCAACUUUAGCGACGAGCAUUUUUUUUUUAAAACGGUGUUCGACUGGUAUUUUUGGAUACGCUUGGAAGUCCUUGUAUUAGAUGCAAUAUCUCAUCUUUGGUCGAAGUUUAAGUGCUUUAUAAACUUAACGUCCAUUCCACGAAACGAGAUCCCACAGGAGAUUGCUCACGCCGGAUUCGACAUUAUCUCUGACGGCGCGCAUCGGCCGAUGAGAUUCGUUGCCAAGUAAUUCGAAUCGUGGAAUGUUGUGUCUGUCACAUGAGUUUCUCUCGCCUUAGAUGUAUUUUUUUUAAGUAAAACCUUUUUCGUUUCGUCGGAUUUGUUUCGUAGUUCUAAAGUGGGUUUAUAUUCUGUACAUAAUCAGUUGUAGUGUAAGCAGAAAAGUUAUCGCAUAAUACUCGUUUGAUAUCAAAGUCAUCAAUAUUAUAAGUUUCUCACUGUUAUUAUAAAAUAAAAUA